Messenger RNA from Mugil cephalus (flathead mullet), 2637 nucleotides. RefSeq names its product cyclin D binding myb-like transcription factor 1 (gene dmtf1). Bases 162 to 2132 code for a protein of 656 amino acids. Gene Ontology annotation, cellular component: nucleus. The transcript has 17 exons. The record is from RefSeq and is a predicted model, not a curated record. NCBI's taxonomy places the organism in Eukaryota, Metazoa, Chordata, Actinopteri, Mugiliformes, Mugilidae. Gene Ontology annotation, biological process: regulation of transcription by RNA polymerase II. Gene Ontology annotation, molecular function: DNA-binding transcription factor activity, RNA polymerase II-specific; RNA polymerase II cis-regulatory region sequence-specific DNA binding.
CGUUGGUAUCGAUCAAUACAGAUGCCAGAGUUGUUGGUGUCGGUGGUAUCGGUGUGUCUGGAUCGAUCCGCCCGGCCCUCGCGCAGCCUGAGCCUCCAUCCUGGCACUUUCCUUCAUCCUGGUAACUCGCAAGUCCCCGGACCAAAAACAGGAAGUGUAGGAUGAGUUUAGCUGCAGAUGACGACGAAGCUGAAGCGCUGGAAACCGUCGAGUCGGUCACGCUCACUCAGGACAGUGAUGGAAGCAUCAUACUGCACUGUCCACACAACGAUGAUGACUCGGAGCCUCUUCAGAAGAAGCUUCGACUCUCGACAGAAGACCCAGAAGACUCGGAGACGCCUCAGUUCUCCGUCGUCACUUUACCCAUCUCGGAGAACGACGAGAGCUUCGAGGUGACGAUGACGGCCACGGCGGACGCAGAUCUCUCAGAGGACGGCGUCGCUCAGAUUCAGAUCCUGCAGGAGGACGAGGACUCUAUGUCGCCCAGUCAGAAGACGGAAGUGUCGCCUGUCAGUCAGGCCUGGUUCACCACCAAAGAAGACAAAGACACACUGACCAACAAAGGUCACAAGUGGAAACAGGGCAUGUGGUCUAAAGAGGAGAUUGACAUUCUGAUGAGCAACAUCGAACGAUACGUGAAGGGCCGAGGCAUCGAGGACCCAGCAGAGAUUAUCUUUGAGAUGUCCAAAGAGGAGAGGAAGGACUUCUACCGCUCUGUGGCUUUGGGGUUAAACCGGCCGCUGUUCGCCGUCUACAGGCGAGUCCUGCGAAUGUACGACAACCGCAACCACGUCGGCAAGUACACACCGGACGAGAUAGAGAAGCUAAAAUCGUUGAGGGAGAAACACGGGAACGACUGGGCGACUAUCGGAGCAGCUCUGGGUCGCAGCGCCUCGUCCGUCAAAGACCGAUGUCGUCUCAUGAAGGACACCUGCAACACAGGUAAAUGGAGCGAGGACGAGGAGCGGCGCCUCGCCGAGGUCGUCUACGAGAUGGCGGGCGCGUCCCCGGGGUCGGCGGUCACGGGGGGCGUCUCCUGGGCGACGGUGGCGGAUCAGGUCCGCACGCGCUCAGAGAAGCAGUGUCGCUCAAAGUGGCUGAACUACCUCAACUGGAAACACAGCGGAGGGACGGAGUGGACGAAGGAGGACGACCUGAACCUCAUCCGCAGGAUAUCGGAGCUGGAGGUGGAGGAUGAGAACGAGAUCAAGUGGGAGGAUCUGGCCGGAGGCUGGAGCAGCGUCCGGUCGCCUCAGUGGCUUCGGUCCAAGUGGUGGAGCAUCAAGAGACAAGUGGCCAAUCACAAGGAGAUUCCCUUCAACGUCCUCCUGAAGGGCCUCCAGGAGCUGAUGGCGUCCACACAGUCCACCUCCGGACCCGGGAGCCCCGCCUCCUCCGCCACCACCGCCUCCUCCUCGCUGCAAAUCCGACUCACCCGAUUGGAGGAGAGCAGCAGUAGCCCCGCCCCCAGCUCCGUGGCGGCGCUGCAGAUUCCCGUUCAGAUCCCUCUGCAGAUCACACACCUGGCCUCAGAUUCUGCCGCCGCCUCCAGCGACAGUGAAACCAUCACCCUGAACACCGGCGCCCUGCAGACCUUCGAGAUUCUACCGUCCUUCCACCUCCAGCCGACCGGGACCCCGGGGACCUACUACCUCCAGACCACGUCCAACCAGGGCCUCCCGCUCAGCUUAGCCAACAACAGCACCGUCACCCUGACGACAGGCUCCUCCCCCUCAUCCCAUGAGCACAUCAUCCUCCACGGCCUCUCGACCGACGCCCUCUGCUCCAGCGACGGCGUCAUCAUCCAGACCGUCACCUCCGACCCCGCCUCCGCCUCCGCCUCCUCCGACCCGCUCGGCCAAUCGCAGCUGGUCGUGGAGGCGGAGGGGCGGGGCCAGGACGACCAGGGCCUCGACGACGCCACGAGUCUCCUGGAGGGUUCGGAUCGCGCCGAGACUCAGGAGGCGAUGGCGGAAGGCUUCGCUGAUAAGGAGCUGAGUUCCGCCUCCGUCGAGGGGCCAGUGGUGCAUUCUGGGAUACCGAGCGGCAGCGCCGUGCUAAUCGUGUCCCCCCCCAACAUCAGCAGCACUUUGACAGAUCCCAUCUUGGAGAACCAGGAAGUCUCGGACUGAAGACUGAAGACGGAGGAAACAGAAGAAGAGGAGGAGACUGUGAGUAAAACGGGAUGUGAACUCUGUUUUUUAAAAAACGGGCUGAAGCUUCACCCCGAACGCCCGGCGGAUGAAACUCCUCGUAAACUCCACGGUGCCAAAGAGACUCCGAACAAUGUGAACAGACUGAACACGAGUGAAGCCAGAACAUCUGGGACGAACGUGGCAUCGUUAACAUAUUUAAAUCAUUCUUUGCUGCCUUCAGAGGGAACUCGUGGCGUUAGCAUCAGUCACUUAGCACGAGUAAAAUAAUGUUUGUUUGUUUUUUUACGACUAAAUUAUAAUAUAUUAACUAUUAACCGUUCACUUCCAUCAUUUCCGAACCUAAAGGAAGUUUUCUAGUAACGAGGUUGAGUUUCAGAUGCAGCGUCUGUGACGAGAUCAGGAUGAAUGAGCUUCUUUUUGUAACUGGUGGAAUAAAAUAAUGAAAAUAAACUAUUUCAAUUACUUUUCACUUUUAUUUAAA